Cryptococcus deneoformans JEC21 is the source of this 1682-nucleotide messenger RNA. RefSeq lists its product as hypothetical. The record is from RefSeq and is a predicted model, not a curated record. Gene Ontology annotation, biological process: mitochondrial respiratory chain complex IV assembly. Lineage: Eukaryota; Fungi; Basidiomycota; Tremellomycetes; Tremellales; Cryptococcaceae. Bases 68 to 529 code for a protein of 153 amino acids. Gene Ontology annotation, cellular component: mitochondrial inner membrane; mitochondrion. The transcript has 4 exons.
CUUGCAGUAUCUCCUAAAGUUCAAAAAUUCGAUUUGAUCAACCUCUUUAGGUUCAUAUCUUGACGCCAUGAGCCAGUCAAAACCCCCUAGUCCCCCUCUCAAUAUUCCUUCCGGCAACAGUCAGAUCACUCCCGAUCCUGAGCCUUUGAAACCGGAUGAGACUCUGAGUGGAGACAAGUUUCAUGACUUCAAGGCCGCAUUGCGCCGGAUAGAUCCCAGGCAAGAUCUAGAGAAUAUCGGUAAAAUACCUUGUGCUAGAAACAGUCUAUUGUACGGGAUAGCAGGUGGUGUCGGUGUUGGUGCUGUGCGAUUUCUCGGAUCACGGAAACCCUGGUUGGCAGCCAACUGGGCUGUUGGUAGCUUCAUUGCAAUUUCUAUCUUUCAAUGGGAGACUUGCAACAGAGCUAGACGGAAAGAGCUAGCACAAAUGCGCAUCAUUCAAGAGCGUUAUCCACAUCGGCAUGUGUCCAAACUUCAGAAGAACAAUCAAAACUCUGAAGCCGGGCAGGGGGAGCAACAAUCUUCAUGAGGCGCAAAAUGUCAUGCAUGAUCACGAUCACCACAUCUCAAUAAUUCCUCAGAUUGCUGCCCUUUCGUCAGCAAUAUCGAUUUGUACUGUGGAAGACAUUGCGCCUGGCUCGCUUCGCACAGGUCACAGUAAUGAAAUUUGUCGAUUCUUAGACACGUUGGCAUUGGCACUUUCCGCCCCAUCGUUUUGGUCACUCAAAAGAGCCCAAUCAAAUGUUGAAGAAAGCCAUGCAGACUGGAAUAUAAGCUACAAUAUUGCGGGACAAUGCCUCAUGCUGUGUCCUAAUGAUGCCACAUACUUGCAAUGCCAUUCGCUAUAUCGACAGGGCAUUAGUAAGACGCCUUGUCACAAGGUUCGCCUGCGCAUGACUACGGCAUAUUGAGCCAAUAGUGUUAUAACCAGCGCGAGGAGACCUGUCAAGGAAGUUCGUCAAGUGAGCACAUAAACAACACAGCGACACAAAUCAAAGCAGUUGAACGUGAAGUGCGUGAAUAUACCAACACUGGAGGGCAGUGAUAGCAACAAGAAAAAUACGACAAUAUACUCAAAAUAGGGAUGGGGCAUACAACUAUUUUAUGGAUUUCUGCAUCCAUCAUCAUCGCGUCAUCAUACAUAUUACGAAUGAUUAAUUGCCGGUCAAUGCCUGCUGCGUACCAAAAGUACUUACAUGGCCAUGUUUACUGCAACCUACUAAUAAGAAUGAAUAGCGAGAACGACUGACGCACACCGACAUUAUUAAUGUUUCAUUCAACAUCUACACGGCAUAGCCGUCAAAAGAUUCUACCGCAAUUUGCUCUAUAUCCUCCUCUCACUACACGUGUAACUCUUCAACUAGCUUUCAUGAUCAAGUCCAUGGCUACCCGUUGGCUUUUCUCAACCAACGCUAAGGAUAUUGGAACACUGUAUCUGAUCUUUGCUAUCUUUACUGGUCUUCUAGGUACAGCUUUCUCUGUUCUUAUCCGACUUGAACUGUCUGGAGCUGGUAACUAAUUUCUAAAUGGUGACCACCACCUAUACAAUGUAAUCGCUACAUCUCACGGUAUUUUCAUGAUUAAGAAAUCAGCAGAAUGGGUACGGUGUACGGAUUAUGUAUGGAGGAAGUAUAUGCUUCAAGUUCUACUACUUGCCUGUACUACUGUCAUUCUGUCAUUUA